AUGAAUGUUCAGAGGAUUAGUAACAAAGCUUCUGUUUUUCUGAACCAUAAACAUUUUCACCCAGGUAAUUCAAAGAAUAGGGAGAAGGUAUGGUUAGCAGAAGAGAAGCUUAGAGAAGAAGAAAAGAAACAAGAGGAACUUUUAAAAAAGAGGAAGAAGGAAUGGGAAAUUGAGGAACUUAGGAGAGACAUUAAACAAUCCCAUAAAAAGAUAAAAAACGAGUUAAAAACGCAAUUGGAGGAUGAUGGUACUGUUGAUAAGAACAAACAGCUACACGAUGUGUUAAUAGAUAAAACAAGAGUUAACAAAAAUUGGAUAAAGUCCGAAUUGUAUGAGGAAGAUGUACUCAUAGGAAAUCAUUCGUCUGUAUGGGGAUCUUAUUAUGAUUUAAAUACAAAAAAAUGGGGAUUCAAAUGUUGUAAUAGUACAAAAAGAAGUUCAGUUUGCUCAACUCGUAGUAAAUCCAAGUCUCAGAGUUUGAAUUCUUCUGAUCAUAGUUUAGCUUCUGGAUUAUGUGUUCCAAUUACGGGUGAAAAUUCAAUUUCCAGUAUUUCUCAAUAUAAUAAUGACAAUCGAAGCUUAUUGUUAAAUGGAGGAAAGUUUUUUUCUAAAAAACAAAAAGGAGUAUCUGAAUUUCUAAAUAUACUCAAGCAAUCAAACUCUAAAUCAUUAGAUUAA
This is a messenger RNA of Cryptosporidium ubiquitum, 678 nucleotides long. RefSeq lists its product as uncharacterized. NCBI's taxonomy places the organism in Eukaryota, Apicomplexa, Conoidasida, Eucoccidiorida, Cryptosporidiidae. The record is from RefSeq and is a predicted model, not a curated record. The coding region runs from base 1 to 678 and encodes 225 amino acids. The transcript has a single exon.